Molecule: messenger RNA, 983 nt
Organism: Aegilops tauschii subsp. strangulata
Lineage: Eukaryota; Viridiplantae; Streptophyta; Magnoliopsida; Poales; Poaceae
Source: RefSeq, a predicted model, not a curated record
UCCCGCGCAUCACCAACGUCUUGGCUCCCCCAGAGAGGGGAAGAGACCUGGCUUGGUAGGCACCACACACUCUUAUCCACAACGGACAGGCCGGUGUGUGUCCAAACCUUCUCCACGCGUUCCCUCCUUCCCUCCCACUCUCUUCCCCUCCGUCUCUCUGUUCCUUCCUGCCUUCCAAGAGACAAUCAAGAACGCCAAGCAGCUCAAACCAAGCAAUGUCUUUGGCACCUUCCAUCCCUUCCAUCAAGGUGAAGGUGGGACGCAUCGCCCCGCCGCCUCCGUACCGGGCAUGCAGGUCGUUCGCCGUGAUCAGGAGCUCCAAGGCCGAGGGGCCCAGGAGACCCGCGGCGCCUCCACUGUCGCCGCCCCCGCCUAUGCCUCCCAAGACGCCAGCUCUGUCCACCCCUCCGAGCCUGUCCCAGCCACCGACCCCAGUGAAGCCAGCACAGCCAUCACCUCCUCCUCCCGAGACCAAACCGGCAGUGGCCACUGCCGCUGCGACCCCACCGGUGGGAGGGGUUGUGACGUUCGAGUACCAGAGGAAGGUGGCCAAGGAACUACAGGAAUACUUCAAGAAGAAGAAGCUGGAGGAGACCAACCAGGGACCCUUCUUUGGGUGGUUGGCCAAGAAUGAGAUUGCCAAUGGAAGAUGGGCUAUGUUUGGGUUUGCAGUGGGGAUGCUAACAGAGUACGCAACAGGCUCGGAUUUCGUUGAGCAAAUGAAGAUCCUUCUCUCCAAUUUUGGGAUUGUGGAUUUGGAUUGAUGGCUCAUGUUUGGCGGUGUUGUUCUGUAUAAGUCUGAAGUAUAAUCUAUCUUCUUUCAUCCAACGUAUAGAAAGAUCAAUCUUGCACACUAUUAUAUCCUUGAGUUUCAUUUGUGCUGUCCUGUCAGUAUUGAUGAAUGUAAAAUCCAAUUUCCAGCUUUCUUGUUUGUUAAUACUACAUGAAUUUACUCAAGAGUAAUAAAAUGGAUAUUUGACUAA